Messenger RNA from Marasmius oreades (fairy-ring Marasmius), 2262 nucleotides. RefSeq lists its product as uncharacterized. The record is from RefSeq and is a predicted model, not a curated record. The coding region runs from base 120 to 2036 and encodes 638 amino acids. The transcript has 9 exons. NCBI's taxonomy places the organism in Eukaryota, Fungi, Basidiomycota, Agaricomycetes, Agaricales, Marasmiaceae. Gene Ontology annotation, cellular component: nucleus. Gene Ontology annotation, biological process: DNA-templated transcription; regulation of DNA-templated transcription. Gene Ontology annotation, molecular function: zinc ion binding; DNA-binding transcription factor activity, RNA polymerase II-specific; DNA binding.
CAAAGAAGACCUGCACAUUCCUCUCUCCCUUUUGAUGAGUCAGUUUACCGGAGUGGUAUAAGAGCCACACAACUCCUCUUUGUUCCGUACUAUACUAGUUCCUCCUCCGACUUAUCUUGAUGGAUACCUCCACGCCUGAACCCAAGCGCUCAAGACGACGGACAGGAGAUGUUUUUAAACAACCGACGAAGCACUUGAGACGAGGGAAGGCAUGCUUGAAUUGUCGUUUUCUCAAAAUUAAAUGCGACGGAGUUAAGCCUACGUGUGGCCAGUGUAUACGAGUCCCGAAGGAUGACCCUUGUGAAUAUACGGAUGGUCCCUCGAGAACCAUUCUACUUCAACAAAACGUCGCUCAGCUUCAGGCCCGUAUUCGAGAACUCGAACAAUCAAAGUCGACAUCUCCACAGCCUUCAAUCGGCGUCGAUUACCCUAGCCAAUACCUUUCUUGUUCCUCUACCGCUUCCAGUUCGGGAGAGUCCUCGAGCAGUCGAUUUCAUUCGCCUGCUCCACCACCUCCCUAUUACUCUCCUCCGUCUUUGGUCGAAGUACUGCCUCAGACCCAAACCGUCUUUCACUCGUCCUUGGACGUCGAGGUCAUGAAUGAUAUCAUGCUUCCAGAAAUAUUUCUCCCGCAUGCCGCCCAGUUCGGCUUCUUCCUCAACGCUGAUCGCUUUAGGAAGACAGUUCAAAACCAACCUUCCUUUAGCGAUUCUCCCUCUCCCUCUCCCUGGAAAGCCCUACUUUCGACCGUCAACCUCUGGGGCGUCCACCUCUCCGAGUCACCGAUUGGUCCAAGCUCUCCUCGAGAGGCGGAUCUGCUGCAAAGUGCUCUCAGCCAUACCGCCAUGCAGAUCUCCUCUGGACUCCAGAGUUUCCAAACAAUACAGUUAAUCCAAGCGAAAGCCCUCCUAGCGGCGUAUUUCCUGCGGAAAAACCAGUUCAUGGAUUCAGACUAUCAUAUCAGUGGCGCCGUUUCACUCUGCCUCUCACUCGGGCUCCAUAAACUGAACUACUCCAGAUCCACGCACUCGAAGACACCUUGUGGCGUUAUGGGCGCAGGUACCGAAGACCAUGUGGAGAUCGAAGAGCGCAUUCGCGGUUUUUGGACAGUCUUUGCUUUGCAGAGGCAUAUAUUAAUGGUUCAACAACCCUCUUCGUGCGCCUUUGGUAAUUUGAAUUCGUGUCAAGAGAUCACCACGCCUUGGCCAAUUAGGAUAGGUGACUCUGUGUCGCCCCCACCGGAAUCGCUUGGGACCCUGAGAGAUUUCUGGUGUGAAACUGAUAUCGGCUCUUCGAAUUUUGCGGCAGGGGUAUCAGAUCUUGACAUGUACGUCAAGGCGACCAUCUUGUUACAAAAAGCUGUUUAUUACCUUACGAAAAUUGAAAAUAAUUCCGAAUCAGAUUUCAAUUCGCUAUACCACGGUUGCAUAUCCCUAAACGACCUAAUCUCACGGUUCCGCAUCUCCCUCCCACCUCUGAUCUCAUUACUCCAAGAAUAUUCUAUCGCCUCCGAUGACAUCGAACCCCACAAACGCCAGUCAAUCCAAACACUCGUGACGGCACACGCCAUCACUUCCUGUGCUCAACUAAAGGUACGGCAAGCCAUGGCCGCAUGCGGCAUCGAGCCAUCAGAUCCAGACACGGCACUUCCGUGUGGUGGCGGUGGCAUGAUUGACCUUGCCCUCGGAAUCCUUCAAUCGUACUACACUCUAGGAAGCUCCGGCUGCGGCCCGUUCAACCCGGUAUCAAGUAGCCUGUGUGGUAUGGCUUAUGAAUUUAUCCUUCGGGAACAAGCACGGGUAGAAUUCCAAUCCGUGGGAUUGUAUUGGCUGGAACGAGACCUCCCGGGUUUGCCGUUACCACAUCGGUGUCAAGGUGUCCCAUCGUCGGAGAAGAAGUCGAGGAUUUUGGUGGUAGUUGAGAAAAGUAAGAGCAUUAUGAAUUAUUUGUCGACGGCUUGUCCUUCUAUCAAUUAUCAGUUCGAGAAGGUGACGAAACUCUAUGAUGAUCAUGUUCCGAAGUCGAUUGGGCCAUAGCGAUGAACGUAGUAAUCUCUGCUACAACCCCUCGGUUUCCUUCCAACUCUUCAUUCAACUCCCUUCAAAUCAACGCCCACCUCACGCACCGCCUUACACUGGCUUCACACUGACAUUUAAUUAUUCAUAUUGUACUAUUAUUCAUGGACUAUAGUCACCAUAUGUAUGUAUCAUCUAGUUCCAGUCGUUGUUUCGAGUAUAAUGGAUCUUAAACACAACGUAACAA